UUUCUUAGUACCAAGCCUGUGGAGAAGCCGAAGGAGCUGAUCAUUCCACUCAUCCAAAGGAAUCGCUGGUGCAGCAGGCAGGAAAACAGAGCUGGCCAGGUCCAGGGGCACGGUGAUGGAGGGGGGGAUAAGGCCAAAACACAACCCCCCUCUCAGGAGCACGACUCAGUGGAAUCACAGGCUGUCAAAGAAAUUAUUGAAGGUGUAUGUCUGUCUGUGUAUGUUUGUGUCAGCUUCAGUUACUACUUCAAUGAAAAUAGCCUCUCAGAAAUGAACACCUUAUCCUAAUGUUGUGAAUCCACAGUGAAUACUUUAUUAGUACUCUUUCAACAUCUUAUCUCUCUUUCAGAAUCCCAGAGGCAGCUUGAUCAGUGGAAAAAUGGCGACCAGGCAGACCCCAACCUCACCAUCCCCCUGCUAAUGCAGAACCAGGCUCCACAGGGGUUUGAAGAUGGAGACCACAUCAAAGUGGACCUGCGACCAGAGACUGUAAGUAUGGGGCAAGCGUCAGAGGAACCUUGUCUGUGACCAUCUGGGUCUUGUGUCAUUGGGCUGUGAAGGAAAUUCAAUGCAUUUUCACAGCAAAUGUUAUGUGUGAAAUCAAAUUAGGACAGGCAACUUUUACAGAGGGGGAUUGAACGUUGGUUCAGGUUACGUGAGAGAAGUUGAUACAUAAACAGAGAUGGAAAGUUAUUAUAAGCAUGAGUGAAUGAGAGAGAGCGAUGGAUGAACAAGAGUGUGUGAAAGUCAGAUCAACAGAGUGUGUGCGAUGACAGAUGGAGGUGGACUGACCAGUUUAACUGGGACUGAAAGCAGAGACCGUGUGAAAGUGCUGACCGCAGGAUAUUUCCACCAACCAAACAGAACAGUGCCAACAGAGGAGUGUGUGUGUGUGUGUGCACGACACGUACUCACUUCAGAUCUGACAGCAUCUUACGAACGAGAUGACACUCGCUUGCCCUCCCUCUCCCUAGAGACCAACAGUCAUCUUCCUUUCUGCAUCUCUUCCUCAUCACCCCUCCCCCCACCCACUCAUCACUGUCAUCUCACAUCUGCCUUGACUGUAGAUACAGUGCCUUCAGAAAGUAUUCAUACCCCUUGACUUUUUCCACAUUUUGUUUUGUUACAGCCUGAAUUUAAAAUGAAUUAAAUUGAGAUUGUUUUUGUCACUGGCCUACAGACAAUACCCCAUAAUGUGGAAUUAUGUUUUUCACUUUUUUUUAAACAAAUUAAUAAAAAAUGAAAAGCUUGAAUGUCUUGAGUCAAUAAGUAUUCAACACCUUUGUUAUGGCAAGCCUAAAAAAGUUCAAGAGUAAAAAUGUGCAUAACAAGUCACAUAAUGAGUUGCAUGGACUCUCUCUGUGUGCAAUAAUAGUGUUUAACAUGAUUUUUGAAUGACAACCUCAUCUCUGUACCCGACACAUACAAUUAUCUGUAAGGUCCCUCAGUCGAGCAGUGAAUUCCAAACACAGAUUCAACCACAAAGACCAGGAAGGAAGCAGACAUUGAAUAACCCUUUGAACAUGUUGAAGUUAUUAAUUACAUUUUGGAUGGUGUAUCAAUACACCCAGUCACUACAAAGAUACAGGCGUCUUUCCUAACUACGUUGCCGGAGAGGAAGGAAACCGCUCAGAGAUUUCACCAUGAGGCCAAUGGUGACUUUAAAACAGUUACAGAGUUUAAUGGCAGUGAUAGGAGAAAACUGAGGAUGGAUUAACAACAUUGUAGUUACUCCACAAUACUAACCUAAUUGACAGAGUGAAAAGAAGGAAGCCUGUACAGAAUAAAACUAUUCCAAAACAUGCAUCCUGUUUGCAACAAGGCACUAAAGUAAUAAUACAAAAAAUGUGGCCUGAAUACAAAGUGUUAUGUUUGGGGCAAAUUCAAUAUAACACAUUACUGACUGAGUACACCUCCCCAUAUUUUCAAACAUAGUGGUGGCUGCAUCAUCUUAUGGGUAUGCUUGUAAUCGUUAAGGACUGGGGAGUUUUUCAGGACAAAAAAUUAACAGAAUGGAACUAAGCACAGGAAAAAUCCUAGAGGAAAACCUGGUUCAGUCUGCUUUCCACCAGACUCUGGGAAAUGAAUUAUAUUUUCAGCAGGAUAGUAACCUAAAACACAAGGCCAAAUUUACACUGGAGUUGCUUACCAAGAAGACAGUGAGUGUUCCUGAGUGGGCGAGUUAGUUUUGACUUAAAUGUACUUGAAAAUCUAUGGCAAGACCUGAAAAUGGUUGUCUAGCAAUGAUCGGCAACCAAUACGGCAGAGCAUGAAGAAAUAGGAAAAGAAUAAUAGGCAAAUGUUGCACAAUCCAGGUGUGGAAAGCUCUUAGAGACUUACCCACGAAGACUCACAGCUGUAAUUGCUGCCAUAGGUUAUUCUACAAAGUAUUGACUCAGGGGUGUGAAUACUUAUGUAAAUUACCUAUUUCAAUAUAUAAUUUUCAAAAAGUUUCCAAAAAAUACUUUCUGAAGGCACUGUAUAAGGGAGGGGCUGAGGAGCUGGCUCAUUCCACCUUUUUACUUCUUCCACCAUUAUGAUGAUCCCAGCUUCCCCUAGGGCAGACAGAGCCCAUAAGGGAGCUAGUGACAAGCAUGGCACUAGGACAGACAGCACCCACAUUAAUGACAGCAGCAUCUCUCUACACUGCUGUGAUGUGGUUGGUGACCUCAGUCAACUUGGUCUGACUGAGUCUGUCAGCCCAGAGCCAAAGGAUUGUAUAACAACAACAUUGGAAUCAGCUAUUUCUGUCUGUGUAUGGUGUCCGGACGUACACAAGCAUCUGUCAGUCUAUAGAAACACUAUCUGGCAGGCUGACACAAAUGACAAUCAGAUGUACAGAGCAUUAGACUGUACCAGUGGUUGUGUAAAGAGUGAUGUCUGUUUUUCUCAGUAUCUGAGACUGCAUACAGAAUGUGAUGUGUGUCUGAUCAGUUGCUGUGUGUUCAGUCCACAGAGGCAGACUAUGACAGUGUUCCUGUGGAGGUGUACGGGUUAGCCAUGCUGAAGGGGAUGGGCUGGAAGGCCGGAGAGGGCAUUGGGCGGACCUUCAAACAGUGAGUAUUCUCUCUCAUGGUCAGUCUUCAUCCCCAAUCCCUGUUUAGUUUUUAAUGCCUUUAAAAUAUCUGGGUUGCUAUGUCUGCUUUAUUUAUAUCAAUAUUAUCCACUCUUGUUGCAUCAGGUUUUUGGCAUUGGACUUACAUUGAGGGAAAAAAGUAUUUGAUCCCCUGCUGAUUUUGUACGUUUGCCCACUGACAAAGACAUGAUCAGUCUAUCAUUUUAAUGGUAGGUUUAUUUGAACAGUGAGAGACAGAAUAACAAACAAAAAAUCUAGAAAAACGCAUGUAAAAAAUGUUAUAAAUUGAUUUGCAUUUUAAUGAGGGAAAUACGUUUUUGACCCCUCUGCAAAACAUAACUUAGUACUUGGUGGCAAAACCCUUGUUGGCAGUCACAGAGGUCAGAUGUUUCUUGUAGUUGGCCACCAGGUUUGCACACAUCUCAGGAGUGAUUUUUUCCCACUCCUCUUUGCAGAUCUUCUCCAAGUCAUUAAGAUUUCGAGGCUGACGUUUGGCAACUCGAACCUUCAGCUCCCUCCACAGAUUUUCUAUGGGAUUAGUGGCUAGGCCACUCCAGGACCUUAAUGUGCUUCUUCUUGAGCCACUCCUGUCAUGCUGGAAUACCCAUCCACGACCCAUUUUCAAUGCCCUGGCUGAGGGAAGGAGGUUCUCACCCAAGAUUUGACUGUACAUGGCCCCGUCCAUCGUCCCUUUGAUGCGGUGAAGUUGUCCUGUCCCCUUAGCAGAAAAACACCCCCAAAGCAUAAUGUUUCCACCUCCAUGUUUGACGGUGGGGAUGGUGUUCUUGGGGUCAUAGGCAGCAUUCCUCCUCCUCCAAACAUGGCGAGUUGAGUUGAUGCCAAAGAGCUCAAUUUUGGUCUCAUCUGACCACAACACUUUCACCCAGUUCUCCUCUGAAUCAUUCAGAUGUUCAUUGGCAAACUUCAGACGGGCCUGUAUAUGUGCUUUCUUGAUCAGGGGGACCUUGCGUUCGCUGCAGGAUUUCAGUCCUUCACGGUGUAGUGUGUUACCAAUUGUUUUCUUGGUGACUAUGGUCCCAGCUAUCUUGAGAUCAUUGACAAGAUCCUCCCAUGUAGUUCUGGGCUGAUUCCUCACCAUUCUCAUGAUCAUUGCAACUCCACGAGGUGAGAUCUUGCAUGGAGCCCCAGGCCGAGGGAGACUGACAGUUAUUUUGUGUUUCUUCCAUUUGCGAAGCACCAACUGUUAUCACCUUCUCACCAAGCUGCUUGGCGAUGGUCUUGUAGCCCAUUCCAGCCUUGUCUAGGUCUACAAUCUUGUCCCUGACAUCCUUGGAGAGCUCUUUGGUCUUGGCCAUGGUGGAGAGUUUGGAAUCUGAUUGAUUGAUUGCUUCUGUGGACAGGUGUCUUUUAUACAGGUAACAAUCAGAUUCCAAACUCUCCACCAUGGCCAAGACCAAAGAGCUCUCCAAGGAUGUCAGAGACAAGAUUGUAGACAUACACAAGGCUGGAAUGGGCUACAAGACCAUCGCCAAGCAGCUUGGUGAGAAGGUAACAACAGUUGGUGCGAUUAUUCGCAAAUGGAAGAAACUCAAAAGAACUGUCAAUCUCCCUCGGCCUGGGGCUCCAUGCAAGAUCUCACCUCGUGGAGUUGCAAUGAUCAUGAGAACGGUGAGGAAUCAGCCCAGAACUACACGGGAGGAUCUUGCCAAUGAUCUCAAGGCAGCUGGGACCAUAGUCACCAAGAAAACAAUUGGUAACACACUACGCAGUGAAGGACUGAAAUCCUGCAGCGCCCGCAAGGUCCACCCUGCUCAAGAAAGCACAUAUACAGGCCCGUCUGAAGUUUGCCAAUGAACAUCUGAAUGAUUCAGAGGAGAACUUGGUGAAAGUGUUGUGAUCAGAUGAGACCAAAAUCGAGCUCUUUGGCAUCAACUCAACUCGCCGUGUUUGGAGGAGGAGGAAUGCUCCCUAUGACCCCAAGAACACCAUCCCCACCGUCAAACAUGGAGGUGGAAACAUUAUGCUUUGGGGGUGUUUUUCUGCUAAGGGGACAGGACCCCUUCACCACAUCAAAGGGACGAUGGAAGGGGCCAUGUACCGUCAAAUCUUGGGUGAGAACCUCCUUCCCUCAGCCAGGGCGUUGAAAAUGGGUUGUAUAUGGGUAUUCUAGCAUGACAAUGACCCCAAAACACACGGCCAAGGCAACAAAGUUGUGGCUCAAGAAGAAGCACAUUAAGGUCCUGGAGUGGCCUAGCCAGUCUCAAGACCUUAAUCCCAUAGAACAUCUGUGGAGGGAGCUGAAGGUUCGAGUUGCCAAACGUCAGCCUCGAAACCUUAAUGACUUGGAGACGAUCUGCAAAGAGGAGUGGAACAAAAUCCCUCCUGAGAUGUGUGCAAACCUGGUGGCCAACUACAAGAAACGUCUGACCUCUGUGAUUGCCAACAAGGGUUUUGCCACCAAGUACUAAGUCAUGUUUUGCAGAGGGGUCAAAUACUUAUUUCCCUCAUUAAAAUGUAAAUCAAUUUAUAACAUUUUUCAUAUGCGUUUUUCUGGAUAUUUUUGUUGUUAUUCUGUCUCUCACUGUUCAAAUAAACCUACCAUUAAAAUUAUAGACUGGUCAUGUCUUUGUCAGUGGGCAAACGUACAAAAUCAGCAGGGGAUCAAAUACUUUUUUCCCUCACUGUACAUGUUGGAUCAUUUUCAUAGCUUUUGAUUUCCUUAAAACCGGUCAAACUGUCGUCAUUUGGAAAUCUCCCUGGUCCCUAAAGAAAUUAAAGAGAACUUUACCGGUGCCAACAAGAUUGUUGAUGAUGCAUUGAUCAUUCUAUCGAUUUAUUACAUUAUUCUGGUGAGCAAGGCUUUAUUUAGAAUUCUAGACAAGCAUCAAAUAACAGAAGAGAAGCUGCAUAUAGGCUAUCUAAUUAUAGACAAGUUGACUAACAAAUAGCCUACCAAAUGUCGGAAAUUAUAAGCAGAAAAAUAUCUAAAUGAGGCUUAGAAAACGCUGUCCUUGAGUAACAUACGCAGGUAGCCUACAUGUGCCUUUUGAAGUAAUUGUUUGACAAUCAGAUAAAAACAUGACUGGUUGUGUUUAUGCCACAUUAUAAGGUAGGCUAAUACAUUUUAAAAGUUAAAUGACAUAUAUUUUCUAUUAGGCUUACAGAGAUCCUAUUAAAUUAAUAGGGAUUCUAUAUGUAAUUCUAUAAUUAGGGCCAUAAUUCUAUAUAUAUAUUUUAAAAAAAUUACGUGUGCACACAUAGGAGGUCCCACCUAAUCCCCCCCCCCCCCCUCCCUUGCUCUCUCCAGGGACGUGAAGCCCAUAGAGCACCAGCUAAGGCCGAAGGGUCUGGGUCUGGGAGCUGACCGCUCUGCUAUAAGGGACCUGGAGCCCAGUGGGCCCCGGAGGCCCCCCAAGCCAGGCGAUGAGCGGAAGGAGGAGAGCCUGGUCUUGGGCCCUGGAGGCCAUGUGCUGGUGGAGUCUGGAGCACACAAGGACCUGUACGGGAAGGUGAGAUAUCUGGCUUUUUGUGUCUGGACUCUCUGGAACUACAGAAAGCAACAGAAAUCUCCUGAGAACAUGACACUGUGGCAUAUCACUAUCUCGUAGGCUAUCUUAGCUGUCAUAGUUGUUGUUUUAGUUUGAUUACGUAUUUAAAAAGAGCAAGACAAUUAGUUUCACGUUGCUCAAAUGUAACUGUCUCUCUACUUGUGCCUUUAAUUGGCUGUUUUGUCUCCCCCUCCUCCUCCUCGCUACAUCCCUCCUAUUGCCCCAACAUUCCUAUGUUACAGAUUGAAGGAGUUGAUCCGGACAAUGCACGAGUAGUGGUCAAGCUUGCGAUUGGUAGCAAGACUGUGACAAUCAGUCAAUAUGCACUGAAACUGGUUGACCGCACAGAAUAUGACAGAAACUGCAAAGACCUCAGUAAGUCUCUCUCCUUCCAGUGAUUUCUGUCUGAAAUGACAUUGAACCUGUUUACCAUAAAAUAUUGGAAUACUUUAGUUGAGCAAACAGACAUGUCAUGGAAAUGUUCUUUCCAUUAUUAUUUCCAAUAUUGUCUUCUUGGCAAUAUUGUGAGACACCCACUCCCUACAUAGAUGGAAAGUUCUAGACCAGAACAAGGAUAACAGCCCUAAAGGGCAGACUGGUCUGUUGUUGAGUGAUGAGCUGGGCUGAUUCUAGAGGCUCUCUCUCUCCUUUAGCUAAGUGACAUUUGAUCCUCUGUGUGAAAAGGAGCCAUCUGGCCUUGCCCAUUCCAACCCAAAACAGCCAUGCUGUCACUACUCUUAUUGUCAGUAAUCAGAAGGACCUGUUCCUGGAGUGGAGGGAGGUUCACACAUAAGCAAUGCCAGUCAGAUAUAUACUGGAACUGUUUGUGAACAGGCUAAUUGUACUGCUCUCAUGUGGCUUAUUUGUUAUUGCUGAAUAGGUAAAUAUGUAUCAGCACUACUAUAGCGAUAAUGCAGAUGAGACUACUUGAUAUUUCUGAUGAAACUGUUUAAUGGAGUCCCCUUGGACUGUUUGUGACAUUGCAAUUGUAACACUAUCUUUCUACCAAACAGGUCGCCUCAGCAGGGCCCACAAGGAGAAGGAGAAGGAACGGCAGAGACGAGAGGAGAAAGAGAGGAGUAAUAAAGAAGAGGAGAGGAAGAAAAGUAGAUCUUCUGAGAGGGACAGAGAUGGAGGGAAGGACCAGAGAAAAAGGAAACACCGGGAUUCAAGUCAGGACAGGUAGAGUAUCCUGAAAAUAUUGGAUGAGGUUGGAAGUGUAGGAUUUAUAAGAAAUACAAGAGGAUAACUAAUGACUUGGAUUAGUUGGUGUUUAUGUUGGAUUAUAGUACUCCUUCAUAGAAUUACAAAUCUAAAGCUAUUAUUUACUCACACCAUUUCAUUUGAUAACACAUAAAGUAAAUAAUGCUUCAAAUUUGUAAUGUUUUUUUUUCUUGAUCUCCCAUCUUGCACUAUCACGUUUUCCCUUUUCUCCUUAGAGAGAAGCCCCAGGUAAAGCUACCUCCUGCUGCCCCCUCCUGGCUCCAGAGAGACCUGAAAGUUCGCUUUGUAGAUAAAGCCUUCAAAGGGGGAAGGUACUACAAUUCAAAGGUAUUAACACUAGGGGGCGCUGAUACACAAUUAAUUGCCUGUUGACACUUUAUGACCCACUACAGUUCUGUGUUGAUGAUCUUUAGAAUCAGUUUAAUUAAUGUCCUAUGCUGGUUUCUUGAAGAUGCGAAUAGAGGAUGUCUUGACGCCAAACAUCUGUGUGUGUCGUACUGAGGAGGGCAGAUUCUUAGAUGGUGAGUUCUCAAUGUUUACUGCUGAAUUACAUUCUACUCACUCCAACCCAUAUUAUUUUAAUUGGUGUUCCCUCUACUCAUCUAUUUUUCCAUCAAUAAUGUCUUCAUGAUAACAUAGAUGUGAAACAGACGAUGCUGGAGACCAUUGUGCCAAAGAGUGACUCGGAGGACAUCAUGGUUGUACUCGGUGAACACAGGGGGCAGGUGAGUGGAUGGGUUGGUUGGCACAUCGUAAUCACUUUGCCUGUAAAAUAUCCAUGCGGAAUUGUGUAUCAUAGCGUUCAUUACUGAUUGGAUUGAAGGACUACAAAAUGUUGAAUAUUCUCACAAGUGUCCGUUCUUAAUGACACGGUGUGUGUUUCAGGUGGGCCGUAUCCUCCAGAGGGACAGAGACCGGAGCAGAGCCAUGGUACAGCUGGACAGAUAUGAGGAGAAAGUCUUCACCCUGGACUAUGACUCCAUCUGCCAUUACGUAGGAGGGGGAGAUCACUGACACUCUCCGGUCUUACCAUAUAACCAGUGAUGUAGUGGUAAAAUAUUGGUGGGGGAAUAAAGUAACGCUCCCUAUACUUUC
Molecule: messenger RNA, 8904 nt
Organism: Coregonus sp. 'balchen'
Lineage: Eukaryota; Metazoa; Chordata; Actinopteri; Salmoniformes; Salmonidae
Source: the annotation of a GenBank genome assembly